This is a messenger RNA of Ilex paraguariensis (yerba mate), 1169 nucleotides long. The record is from the annotation of a GenBank genome assembly. Lineage: Eukaryota; Viridiplantae; Streptophyta; Magnoliopsida; Aquifoliales; Aquifoliaceae.
AAAACAUCCAAAAACCAUCCGAAAGCAAUUGACAGCAAUAAAGUUCUCUCUCUCUCCCCGAAACCCACAAAAAAGAUUUAAAAUUUUGAGCUCACCAAAAAGCCAGAAAACCCGUUUAAGCAUAUCAAAAGCAGCGUAAGAAAAAAGAAAACCAGAGAGAGAGAGAACAGGGAGCCAGUAAUGGCAGUUUCUAUCUCCAUUCUGGCCGUCAUCACAUCUCUUCACCUAAUCGCCUUCGUCCUCGCCAUCGGCGCUGAACGACGUCGCAGCACGGCCAAAGUGGUACCGGACGAGUACGAUGAGCGCACCUACUGCGUAUACGGUUCCGACGCAUCGACGGCGUAUGGGCUGGCGGCGUUUGGGUUGUUGCUGAUAAGCCAGACGGUGGUUAACGGUGUUACUAAGUGUCUCUGUUUUGGUAAAGGGCUUAUGGGUGGGAGGUCUAGUACUUGUGCUGUCUUCUUCUUCAUCUUCUCAUGGGUUAGCUUUUUGGGCGCAGAGGUGUGCUUAUUGGCAGGGUCUGCAAGGAAUGCUUACCACACUAAAUACCGAGGAGUCUUUGGUGGAGAUGACUUGUCAUGUGCCACUCUCCGCAAGGGUGUGUUUGCCGCAGGGGCUGCCUUGUCAUUGUUAUCUAUGGUGGGCUCAAUUGUUUAUUAUUGGACCCAUUCCAAGGCUGAUACAGGUGGUUGGGAAAAGCACCACAAUGAAGGACUUGGUAUGGCCACUUCUAAUUUUACUGAGAAUCAGGAGCAACAAAGAGCUAGUGAGUUUGAAAAAGUAUAACUGUGGUUUGAUCAGACUACUAGACAGUUUGGGGGUCCUAAGUCGAGGUAAGGAUGGACAGAUAUGGAAGAGUCCUUGUUGAAAUAUAUCUAUAAACAUAAUUUUGGAGAAGAAAAUAUAGAGUUAUGCUUGUUUACAGUCAUUCCUGUACCCUGACAUUUUGUCUUUUCUGUACCUUGUUUUAUAGUGGUUACCUCUUAAUUUACUGUUUGUGCUGUUAGUUUGUCAACUUUCUGGCUUUUGAUAUUGUGAUUCACUUUUGAUGUGCUUCUGCUAUUUUGUUCAAUAUUGGUGUCAUCCUGUGCGGAUGUCACUCUUCGAUGUAAAUAUUGUUACCCUACCUUGGCUUGAUUCUUAAAGUGAAUGCCCUUUGUAGGUGAUUG